Messenger RNA from Sphaerulina musiva SO2202, 3229 nucleotides. RefSeq lists its product as uncharacterized. Lineage: Eukaryota; Fungi; Ascomycota; Dothideomycetes; Mycosphaerellales; Mycosphaerellaceae. Gene Ontology annotation, cellular component: fungal-type vacuole membrane. The record is from RefSeq and is a predicted model, not a curated record. The transcript is spliced from 2 exons. The coding region runs from base 273 to 2927 and encodes 884 amino acids.
UUGAUCUACCGUGACUAUGUAAAACGACAUCCCACACUCACGACCGCACUACUCACCUGUGUAUACAUUGUCACUUGACACGGCCAGUGCAGCCUGGCCGUGCCGUUGUUUCCUUUGUCUCGUUGUGCAUCCUCGACUGUAUAUCCACGACCCUGGCUUCAGCAGCUGUUGCGUCGAGACGUGAGGAACGAAGGCGACGGGACUAGCAGACCGAUUGGCGGUGCGACACGACACGGCGACGACGACGGCGACGGCGCGACACCAACGACAAUAUGGCGGACGGCAGGCGAGCGGAAGACGGCCAGCGAGAUGUCGAGGCCUCAGAGAGCACACCGCUGCUGGGCGCCGGACAGGCCGAGCAUGCCGACCAAAGUCGACCGCAAGACGAGACCUCGGCGACAUCCUUACUACGCGACAUCCAGAGCAGCGGUCGCAAGAAGCGACGAUGGCCCAGCAUAGUCGCACUCUUGGCACUGUGCGUAGUGGCGGCGCUGAUCAUCAUCUUCGCGUUUGUUGCGCCAGCUGCAGUGGAGCAGUAUGCUGCCGAAGCCAUUGUCUUCGAACCGACGAGCCUUUCCAUCGACUCCUUUACGUCUACCGGAGUGCGUGCUCGAGUACAGGGCAACUUCAAGCUGGACUCGACAAGAGUGAGCACAGCAUCCGUGCGGAGGCUGGGGAAGUUAUGUACAUACAUUGCAGAGGAGGUUGAGACCGGCCGUGGAACCAUGGCGGUCUCGCUGCCAGAGUACGGCAACGUGCUGCUAGGCACCGCACAGAUUCCUCCUAUCAAAGCAUAUAUUCGGGAUCAGCACAUCACGGGCAUCGACUUUCUGACGGAUCUUGCGCCUGGAGAUAUCGAAGGGAUUAGGCGGAUUGCCAACGACUGGAUCGAUGGCCGUCUUGGUUCCCUGAGGGUGGUGGGCCGAGCACAAGUGCCCUUGAAGAGCGGCCUGAUCCAUCUCGGGCAGCAAAUAGUGCAGCAAGAGAUGACUUUCGACAACGACGAUAUUCCGGCCAUUCCUGCAUAUGACAUUAAGAAGCUCAACUUCCGCGAGGUGGACAUUCCAGGUGGUAAGGGAAUGGCUGCGGACGUGUCGGUCAAAGUCCAGAAUGGCUUUCCCGUCGACUUCACCAUCCCACCUCUGAGCUUCGGCGUUCUGGUAGACAACUGCGAGAAAAGUGAUCCCUACAUCAUGCUCGCUCAGGCAAUCACUGAGCGGAUCCAUAUCCAGCCAAAGAUGGCUGUCGUGGCAAAUGCAACAGGGACUGUGCAUCAACUACCAGCCGUCCUGACACAAGACUGUCCAGGCACGUCCAAAUCGCCAUUGGACAUAUUCUUAGGACGAUACAUCCACGGCGAGACGAACACCGUGUACGUACGUGGAUCCGACUCGCCCGACCUCGACACACCUGGCUGGAUCACGGACCUGAUGCGGGACAUUACCGUGCCUGUGCCUAUCCCAGGCCGUAGUUUCGGCCACUUGAUCAAGAACUUCUCUCUCACAGAUACACACUUCAGCUUGCCGAACCCGUGGGCAGAGCCAAACACUCCCGCGGCCAAUCCACGAAUCAGCGCCAAAGUUCGUGCUUUGGUCGCUCUACCAGAAGAGAUGAACUUCAGCAUAGACGUCAAUAAGGUCCGAGCGGACGCAGACGUAUUCUACAAGGGCAAGAAACUUGGCCUGCUCGACUUGAGCAAAUGGCAAGCUGCAAACAGCACGCGCAUCGAGGCCGGAAAGGAAGAUGGGCCGAUGCUCAUGGUGGAAAGUGCCGUAGAAGAUGCGCCGCUGGAGAUCCAAGACGAAGACGUGUUUACCGAUGUCAUCCAGGCGCUCAUGUUUGGCAGCAAGACAGUCGUCAUGUCCAUCAAAGCCGAGGUGGACGUGGGCGUGGAUACUGCCCUGGGCGAUUUUGCGAUACGGAAGAUACCCGCUGAAGGCUCGGUGCCCAUCAAGCCUAUUUCUCGACCUCAACCGCCUUCCCAUGGCGAUCACCCACCUAAGCACGACGGAAAAGGCCUCAUAGGAGGCCUUCACCCUCGGAUCACGGACUUGAAUAUCGUGAAUACCACCACGACAUCGCUUACUAUUCUCGCUGGCGCAAACAUCACGAAUCCCACCAAUUACUCUGCCACGAUACCAUACAUUGACAUCCACAUCAUGAAGAACGGCUCAUUACUCGGGCAUGCCACGGCUCGCGAUCUAUCAAUCACAACAGGUCUCAACGCAGGGCUCAAAGUCGAAGCCAUAUACGCUCCCCUCGACUUCGGGGGCCCCGCAGCGAAAGUCAUAGGUCGCGAGCUCAUCUCACAGUACAUCUCCGGCUGGAACACCACCAUCACAUUACAGAUGCACGAGAAAUCCAUCCCGGCCAACCCCAAAUUGGGACGAGCGCUCUCACACUUCCCCAUCGAAGUCCUCGCUCCCCAACUCGGAGCCCACUCGCCACCAAAAGACAAAAACCAUCAUGGCGCGCCAGACAACGGCGACAGUAAACGCAAAGUCUCCUCAGGACCACAUUUCAUCAAAGACGCCACCAUGCACCUCCUCUCCUCCUCCGCCACCUUUCUCCUCCUAUCCCCCCUCCAACAUUCCACCCUCAUCAUCACCGACCUCAACGCCACCGCCUUCUACAACGAAGAUCCCGCCGGUCAUCCCCACGACAUUGGCGACCCUGUGGGUGAUAUCAUUUACACUCUCCCAUUGGCUGUCCCUCCCAUUUCAGAAACCCCUGGCGAAGAAGGCUUUUUGACGCCGAAAUUGCCUGUGGAUUGGAGUUUGGGAAGUGUGGGCUAUGGAGCUGUGAAGAGAGCGCUUGGAGGCACGUUGAAGUUGAGUGCGAAAGCUGAUGUCGGGGUGCAAUUGGGUAGGUGGAGAGAGAGGGUGUGGUAUCAGGGUGGUGGGUUGGGGGUGAGGAUUCGAAUCUGAUGAUGAGGAGGAGGAGGAGGAGGAUGACUGUAGGAUGGGGAGAGGGAUGGGAGGAGGGAAGACGACGUCUAAGUAAGCAAGCAAGCAGCCAUUGCGAAUGUGAGUGUGAGUGAAAUGAAUGUUGGGUUCAACAGCACAUGAAUUGAGAUGAUAAAUAGGAGCGAUGGAGUUUUGGGCGCAUGGUAUGGAGGGAGGUGUAAAUAGACGACUGUUGAAAGAAAUGCGGCAAACAUGGGCCAAGUGCACUUCAAAGUGAGUGUCCACCAAGGUAUUGUAUCCCGAGUCGUUGAAGCAAUCUCAUG